Molecule: messenger RNA, 816 nt
Organism: Fusarium musae
Lineage: Eukaryota; Fungi; Ascomycota; Sordariomycetes; Hypocreales; Nectriaceae
Exons: 3
Coding region: 1-816 (271 amino acids)
Biological process (GO): dolichol-linked oligosaccharide biosynthetic process
Cellular component (GO): UDP-N-acetylglucosamine transferase complex
Source: RefSeq, a predicted model, not a curated record
AUGGGCUCACUUGCCGCGCCCCGACCGCUCGUGGCCUUUCUCUCUGCCAUGUCCAUCUACUUCGUCACCCUUCUCAUUGUAUUCUCUGCUCUUCAUAUCCGACUUGUCAAACGUCGCCGCAGAACAGUGAGCAGAGAACUGUCUUCUCUUAACCAACGUCGCACUCCUUUCGACUACCGCUGCUUUAUUAUGGGCUCUGGGGGACACACGAAGGAAUUACUCAUGAUGAUGGAUGAUGGCUUCUGCAAUUUUGAUGGGUUUCACCGACGAUACUUGAUCUCUUCUGGAGAUACCAUGUCGCAGGAUCAUCUUGAAGAUUACGAAGCAGACCUGAAGACACUGUGUGCUGCUGAAGGCACAAACCCAGGGGCAUACGACGUUUUCACCGUCACUCGUGCGCGCCGUGUUCACCAAUCACUCCUGACUACCCCUUUCACGGCCUUUCUCAGCAUGGUCAGCAUCUUCCCGGCUCUCUUGACUCCGCCACCCAAGAUUGAUGGUGCCGAGCUCGCAUAUCCUACCUGUAUCUACUCCAACGGACCCGCGACUGGCUUCUUUGUCGGCCUGGCAGUGCAUCUUCUCAAGCUACUGGGCAGGGUACCUGAGAACUCAAUGCACUUCAUCUACAUUGAGUCCUGGGCUCGUAUCAGCACCUUGAGCCUCACGGGCAAACUCUUUUACUACACUGGCAUCGCGGACGUUUUGGUGCAGCACCAAGAAGUUGCUGAUAAGUAUGGGCUUAGAAACUGUGGUGAGAUGGUCUUCAACGCUAGACGACCGGAUGUCUCAUCGACAGAUGAUAAAAUGAUGGGUUGA